AUGCGCGCGGUGACCGCGCCCGCGGUGCGCGCGCGCGACGCGCGAAAGCGUCGCGCGUCGAUCGCGCGCGAGGCGUCGGCGCGCGCGUCGCGGGAGACGGAGACGAAUCCACCGAGAUCGAAGACGGCGGCGUACGAGCAAGCGCACUUGGCGAUCGUCAAGGGACUGGAGGGGACGAUGAAGCGACGGGAGGGCGGGAGUACGAAACGAAAGAGCGGACGGACGAAGAAGACGACGCGGGCGCGCCUCGCGGUGGAGCUUCCGGUGAGCGAUGGGAGCGAUGAGGGGAUGGUGGAGAUGGCGGUCGGGACGCUGGGGGAUUUGGCGAGCGACGCGACGUGCGUGUUCGGAAGCGCGAAGGCGUGCGCGAUCGCGAGUGGGGACGAGGGGGUUAGGUUUGAGAGCGUGAGCGUGGAUGAUGCGUGGGGGGUGGUCGAGGCUGGCGCGCGGGAGGGCGUGGUGGCGUUGGUGGGGGUGCCGGCGGAUCGCGUCGAGGCGGCUAUGAAGAAGUGUAAAGCGGCGAGCGGACGGCCCGUCGUCGGAGUGAACGUGGAGUGGGCGCACGCCGGUGACGGUGGAUUGGCGAACGCGAUGGAUAGACAACAGAAAGGGAUCGAUGAUCAGCCGAUGAGCGACGUCGAGGAGUUCACGCACUCGUUCGUCGUCGUGUACUCGUUCCUGCCGCUGAGCAUUCAAGCCACGAUGUUCGGCUCCACGCUCGAGGGCGCGGUGUUCAAGUGCGUGCGGGGCGGCGCCCCCGCGGGAUCACCUUGGAGAAUUCUAGUCAAGGAAAACGGUGAGUUUGAACAGGUUGGGGCGAUGCAACGACGGCCGGAGCAGGCGGAUCUCGAGUCCGCCCUGUACAACUCCAUCGCCGCCAAGUCGCAGGUGAACCAAGUCGUCGGCAAAGCCUCCGGGUUCAUGCGCGGUCUCUUCAACCGCGACAAGUAG
Ostreococcus tauri is the source of this 951-nucleotide messenger RNA. RefSeq names its product Domain of unknown function DUF1995. Lineage: Eukaryota; Viridiplantae; Chlorophyta; Mamiellophyceae; Mamiellales; Bathycoccaceae. The record is from RefSeq and is a predicted model, not a curated record. Bases 1 to 951 code for a protein of 316 amino acids. Gene Ontology annotation, cellular component: chloroplast. The transcript has a single exon.